AUUAACUUUAGUACGUGAAAACAGGAGAGACAAGCAAAGGUGAGAUGGCUGAGCAGCAACUAGGAGUGCUUAAGGCACUCGAUGUUGCGAAAACGCAACUUUACCAUUUCACGGCGAUUGUCAUCGCCGGUAUGGGAUUCUUUACAGACGCAUACGAUCUGUUUUGCGUGUCCUUGGUGACUAAGCUCCUUGGCCGGCUCUACUACUUCAAUCCGUUGUCAGAGAAGCCUGGCACUCUUCCCCCUCACGUUGCGGCUGCGGUCAACGGUGUGGCCCUUUGCGGGACCCUUGCUGGUCAGCUUUUCUUCGGAUGGCUCGGUGACAAGCUCGGUAGGAAGAAAGUGUACGGUAUCACUUUAAUCAUGAUGAUCGUGUGCUCCGUCGCAUCCGGUCUCUCCUUAGGUAGCAGUGCCAAGGGUGUCAUGACCACUCUGUGCUUCUUCAGGUUUUGGCUGGGAUUCGGUAUUGGAGGUGACUACCCUCUUUCAGCCACCAUUAUGUCCGAAUACGCUAACAAGAAGACCCGUGGAGCUUUCAUAGCGGCCGUGUUCGCCAUGCAAGGUGUCGGUAUCUUGGCCGGAGGUUUCGUUGCACUUGCGGUAUCUACCAUUUUCGACAACAAAUUCCCAGCUCCGACUUAUGCUGUCAACAGGGCUCUCUCAACGCCUCCUCAAGCUGAUUACAUUUGGCGAAUCAUUGUCAUGUUUGGUGCUCUACCCGCAGCCCUGACUUACUACUGGCGUAUGAAGAUGCCCGAAACCGCUCGUUACACCGCUUUGGUGGCCAAGAACAUCAAACAAGCCACAGAAGAUAUGUCCAAGGUUUUACAAGUGGAUCUUGAGAUGGAAGAGAGGGCAGAAGAAGUCGUUAAAGACCCAAGACUUAACUAUGGCUUGUUCUCCAAGGAAUUCGCCCGGCGCCAUGGUCUUCCCCUUCUUGGAUGUACCUCAACUUGGUUCUUGCUUGACAUUGCCUUCUACAGCCAAAACUUGUUCCAAAAGGAUAUCUUUUCGGCUAUUGGAUGGAUCCCAAAGGCAGCAACGAUGAACGGAAUCCACGAGGUUUUCAUGAUCGCCAGGGCACAAACUCUCAUUGCACUCUGCAGUACAGUCCCCGGUUACUGGUUUACGGUCGCAUUUAUUGAUAUCAUCGGAAGGUUUGCGAUCCAGCUGAUGGGAUUCUUCAUGAUGACUGUCUUUAUGUUCGCCAUUGCCUUCCCUUACAACCACUGGAUCAAACCAGACAACCGUAUCGGAUUCGUGAUUAUGUACUCCCUCACCUUUUUCUUUGCUAACUUUGGACCAAAUGCAACCACCUUCAUUGUCCCAGCUGAGAUCUUCCCGGCCAGGCUAAGGUCUACAUGCCACGGAAUAUCAGCCGCUACAGGUAAGGCUGGAGCCAUUGUUGGAGCCUUCGGGUUCCUUUACGCUGCUCAAUCACAGGAUCCCAAAAAGACUGACGCAGGUUACCCACCGGGCAUCGGAGUCAAGAACUCGCUGAUCAUGCUUGGUGUCAUUAACUUUGUGGGUAUGCUCUUCACCUUCCUUGUCCCUGAGCCCAAGGGCAAGUCCCUUGAAGAGCUCUCCGGUGAGACUGAGGUUGAGAAAUGAUUAUGUUGUUUUUACUUUCAAUAUAUAUUGCUAUUCUUCUUUACAUUUUACUUUUUGUUUUUUGGUGUGACCAUUGAGUCUCAAUUACCGCUAAGAAGUAAACUCGUCUGUCCAUAAAUGUGAACAAGUCGUCGAUCGCCUCUUAACACGGCUCAUGUAAUUUGAAUGAAAUAAUAUCUAUCUA
Molecule: messenger RNA, 1794 nt
Organism: Arabidopsis arenosa
Lineage: Eukaryota; Viridiplantae; Streptophyta; Magnoliopsida; Brassicales; Brassicaceae
Source: the annotation of a GenBank genome assembly